Morus notabilis is the source of this 803-nucleotide messenger RNA. RefSeq names its product 60S ribosomal protein L28-2. The transcript has 4 exons. Lineage: Eukaryota; Viridiplantae; Streptophyta; Magnoliopsida; Rosales; Moraceae. Gene Ontology annotation, cellular component: cytosolic large ribosomal subunit; ribosome. Gene Ontology annotation, molecular function: structural constituent of ribosome. Bases 192 to 644 code for a protein of 150 amino acids. The record is from RefSeq and is a predicted model, not a curated record. Gene Ontology annotation, biological process: translation.
CCUUCCCAUCCUGGCAAUUUGAAAGUUUUUUUUUUUUUUUUUCUUUUUUGAGAAAAAAAGGGUACUAGGGUUUUGCAGUAUUAUAAUUACCACAUAAGACCACCUUCUUAUGCUGACGGCUCUCACGCUCUUUCCGAAAUCUAGAGCUCUGCAACAAAACUCUAUAGCUUAAAGUUAGAGGGUAGAAGGAGAUGGCGACGGUACCAGGGCAGUUGAUUUGGGAGAUCGUGAAGAAGAACAACUCUUUUCUCGUCAAAGAAUUCGGAAAUGGGAACGCAAGCGUCCAGUUCAGCAAGGAGAGUAACAACCUCUACAACCUCAACUCCUACAAGCACUCUGGAUUGGCAAACAAGAAAACUGUCACCAUUCAACCUGUUGGUAAAGACCAAGCUGUGUUGCUUGCAACAACAAAGACCAAGAAACAAAACAAACCUGCUGCUUUGCUUCACAAGUCUGUUAUGAAGAAGGAGUUCCGAAGAAUGGCUGAUGCAGUUGCGAACCAGGUGGGAGAUAACUACUAUAGGCCGGAUUUAAAGAAAGCAGCUCUUGCAAGGUUGAGUGUCGUGCGCAGAAGCCUCAAGGUUGCGAAGUCUGGUGUCAAGAAAAGGAACAGACAGGCUGUGAAAGUCCGUGGUAGGAACUGAGAGAUUGAUUAAUUGUUUUGCUUCUUUUACUUUGACAUUCCCAAGUUUUGAAUUUAGAUAGGAGGAUCCAAACCGUGUUUUGGAUUUUGCUCACCUGUAAGUUUUUGGAUAAUGUUGGAAAAAAAUUAUAUUAUUUAUUUUUAAUAGCAGGAUUUUUGU